CCUUUCUUUCCUUUUCUUCUUCUUUUCUUUUUUUUAUUACCUUCCUUUCCUUUUUACACCUGAAGUAGACACAAAGCAUUAAAAACAAGAUUAAAACAUGAAAAGUUUAAUACUUUUCUCAAUUCUUUUGAGCACUUUAAGCAGUGUUCAUGCUUACUAUUUCAUGGGCAGUUUGACAAACGUGCUCCCCUUUAAGAGCAUGAUGGCAUCAGCACAGUUUAACAAUUCACUUUAUCUCUUUGGUGGCGAGAAUUCUACAACUCAUUAUUCAAACGACCUUUAUAAGCUCACACAGACAUCUGAUGGUUAUUCAUGGUUAACAGUACCUCAAAAGAACCCAAUUAAUGGAACAGCCGGGAGUCAAGCUUUUGUUACCUCUGAUCAACAAAACUUGGUUCUCUUAGGUGGUGACUCUUUUACCGAAGCCAAUGCAUCUAACUAUCUUCCACUUCAGAUCUAUACUUACAACUUUGCUUCUCAAACUUGGACCUCAAAGACACCUACCAACUUCACACUUGAUAACACAGCUUGUGUCAACCGACAGGCAUUCUCUGCAACCUACGACAGUAAGAACAAAGUCAGUUAUAUCUAUGGUGGAUUCGCUCGUCAGGCUGUCCUUGAUACCCUUCAUAAAAUGGAUGAAAACUACCAGACAACCUCGCUAAAACGUUCUCCUGAGGCUCGUUAUGGACAUACGACUUCUAUUUUAAGCUCUGGACAACUGGUCGUCAUCGGUGGUGUCGCCAGUGUCAACGGUACAUCUGCACUUGCAAGUAUGAGAUAUGUCUUGGUUUACGAUCCUGUUAAGGAUCAAUGGCAACAACAAGGCGUUAACGCGAUGAAUGGUUAUUAUCCUUCUACCACUUCAGAUCAUGUCGCAGUUGUCAACUCAAACGAUCAAAUCAUCAUCUUUGGUGGUAAAAACAAAUGCAGAUAUAUUUAUAGAGAUCGACACCAGAUCUAAGCACUUUUUUUUGUGUGUUAUUAGGCGAUAGCAGAGACCCAGAAAGAACAAGACAAUACCUGAAUGCCAUUGCAAUACUUGAUACCAAGACCUGGACUUGGUCUGUACCUACUAUCAAGGGUAUUCCUCCUUCUCGUCGUGGAUUUGCUGUUGGCGGCCUUUUGGAUGGAUCUCGUUUGACAGUAGCAUUUGGUAAAUAGAAUAAUAGAUCAUCUAUACCCCCUCCUUAAUAACACUCCUUAUUAUUAGGUGGUGCGCUCAAUAACUUUUAUAACGACG
Molecule: messenger RNA, 1243 nt
Organism: Rhizopus microsporus ATCC 52813
Lineage: Eukaryota; Fungi; Mucoromycota; Mucoromycetes; Mucorales; Rhizopodaceae
Exons: 3
Coding region: 98-964 (288 amino acids)
Molecular function (GO): protein binding
Source: RefSeq, a predicted model, not a curated record